This is a messenger RNA of Caenorhabditis auriculariae, 2134 nucleotides long. The record is from the annotation of a GenBank genome assembly. Lineage: Eukaryota; Metazoa; Nematoda; Chromadorea; Rhabditida; Rhabditidae.
AUGAGGUACCUCUUUCUGCUCACCUUUUUAGUAGUACCUUCCUCCUCAGCAGCCGAGAGGGUGAAACGGCAACGUGAGUUAAAUUCUGAUAGUUAUUGGAAGUUUUUCAAUUUUUUGAUUUACUCAAUGGAGACUACGGACUUUCAAACAUCUGUCUUUUUGAGAUUUGAGACCAAAAAAAUACCAAGAUUAAAAUGGAAAAAGGAAAAAAAGUUUUUCAGUAUCGAUCGAUGAUUUGAUAUCCGGAGCACUGAGUCUGGUUCGACCGAUAUUCGACACUUCUAAGCCGAUACAAAAUGACUUCAUGUUGAAAAAACCAGUAAAUUUUUGCUUUAAACUAUCAAGAUAAACUCAAAUUUCUGCAACUAGAACUUCAGGACGCUCCAACGCAAGACGAUAUGAGAGACACGUCGAUUUUGGGAUCGCGUGGUCUUACGGCGCUGGACGACUUGCCGCUUUGCAAAGGCAAUAGCGGGUAAACCAUCGAGAUCAAUCUUUCCCAACUACUUCGUUCAGAAUAUGUCGAUUCAUCUCUUGUUCGGCUGAGAACUUCAAAAAAGAUCCAACUUUCGGUAACAUCCAAUUGGCAGCGCAAGUUUUGGGCGACGCCAAAUUGCGUAAAGCGAUCAGUGGGUGCGUUUCUGUAAUCAUUUUACCGAUAGAUUCAAGUCAUUUCACUUAGAACUGGGUAACUCAAUAAAACUAGAUUAAUGAAUUAACUCACUGAACUUUAAUUUCGAGUUCUCAAACCGCCUUUUUUUGAUAUUUUUGCUAUUUUGAGAAGAUAUUUUUUCAGAAAGUUAUCGAGCAUAUGUCAAGCUCUAAACACAGUUUCUAGGGAUUCAAUAGAGAAAAAAAUUAUAUUUAUAAGAAAAAAACCUUCUUAUAAGUUUUUUUAUUUGAGUUUUUUUGGUUUAACAGUGAUGCUGACAAUUAUAUAUGAAAUAUUAUCGAAUAUUGAAUCAAUCAAUUAUUCAAGAAAUCCGGAGACAGUGGCCGCCGUGUGCAAAGAACAAGGAAUGGACGACGCCCAGUGCAAACUUUUCUCCAAAGGCUUCCAGUUCAUUGAUAAGCGAGAAAACUCUUGAGCGAUCCUAGUUUGACUUGGAAAUUUUCAGAUUCAUCACAACUAUCGAAAAGCCAUCAGAUGGAUCCACGAAACCGGAAAACAAACCAUUAGUUGCAACGACGACCCCGACUGUUCCCGAGGCUCCUCUAAUGGAUGAGCCUAUGACGAAAAUGACUGUUGGAGAUUCACCGGUAUUCUUUGAAAGUUUUCAUGUUUUUUUUCUGAAAUUCUGAUUGCAGAGCUGGAGUGAUUAUGAUAUGCUUCCGCCGGCGUCACCGGCAGCUCCUGGAAGCUCUAACUCGAAAUCUCUGGGUUCAAAGACCUGGAGCACCAAUCCGGAGACAAGUCUCUUUCUGGUGUACGUUUAGAAAAAAAAUUGAUGAAUUUUCAGGACCACUCCAACCUCUGGAAAUCCGGAACGAUCUCGUUUCAAGCUGGACGCCAGUCCCAUUAUUCGCACCUCCAACUGUUCCUCCAACUCCUCCUUUGGCUUUCAAAAUGGUCCCAUCUCUAAUAAUGCCUCCCAUUCAACUCCCUUCUUUGGAGAAUGGCAUUUUCUUCUCAACUGACAAAUUUCCUUUCAGUAUCAAGGUGAGAGAAUAUUACAUUCUGUACAAAUUUAAGCAAGAGCUCAUGAGAUCUUAAAAUGGAAAAUCAGUUCAUUCAUAUUCGUCACAGGAAGACAAUUCGAUAAGACGCUUGAGACGCGGAGCUGACUACUACGACCAACUGGAAACUUCUUCGAAAGGUAGUCCGAGUUUUUGUCUAAGAACAAGAAUUUCAGUCAUUCGAAAAUGUUUGGUUCGCUUGAUGGAAAACUUAUUUUUCAAAAAGUUCAAAGAAAUACUUGGGUUUAUUAUUUUCCGUGUAUAAAAAACUUCAGUUUUUUCUCGGUGUAAUGCCAAAUAAUCCUGAUUUAUUUCAGCAUCAAAAAAGUCUUCAAAGAUGACUGAGACUGGAGACGACUACUACGGCGGACUGGAGCAAGAAAGCGCGGAAGACAAAAAUGGCGAGAAAUCAGGCGUUUUGAAACAAUGCGUUCACCUACUCGGACUUGGAGUUUGA